UCCCGGGGGCGCAGCGGGUCCCGGCGGGCGGGGCCGAGGCGGGGGAGCCGGCCGGGCCGGGCCGGGCCGGGCCGGGCGGAGGUGCUGAUGGAGGUGGGCGGCCUUCCUGUGGAGCUGUGGCAGCUCAUCCUGUCCCACCUGUGCCUCCCUGACCUGGGCCGCUGCAGCCUGGUCUGCCGGGGCUGGCAGGAGCUGGUCCUCAGCCUGGACAGGACGCGCUGGCGGCAGCUCUGCCUGGGCUGCCUGCAGCACCGACACCCCAACUGGCCCAACCAGCCGGGCCUGGAGCCGCCCUCCUGGAGAGAGGCCUUCAGGCAGCACUACCUGGCCUCCAAGACCUGGACCAAGAGCACGCAGGACCUGGAGGCCUCCCGCUGCCUCUCCCUCUUCCGCCGCAGGAAGGGCCGGCGGCGGCUCCGCGUGGGCGCGGGGGCCGACUUUGGGAGCCUGCGGGCCGCCCUGGCCGCCGCCGGGCCCUACGACCGCCUCGUGCUGCUGCCCGGCCUGCACGAGGAGCCGGGCGAGCUGCUGCUGAGGGUGCCCGUGGAGCUGGUGGGGCAGGGCCGGCUGGGGGACGUGGUGCUGCUGGCCACCAUCGAGCAGCACUGCCCCAGCGCCCGCCUCUGCAACCUGGUGCUGAUGCCGCCCCGCCUUACCUCCCUGCUCUACAAGACAGCCUCAGGCUACGUCCAGUUUGACAACUGCAACUUCGAAAGUGGGCAGCUGCAGAUCCAGGCGCCAGGGACCUGCCAGGUGAAGUUCUGCUCCUUCAGCCAGUCCAGCAUCCACCUGCGCAGUGUGGCCCUGUGCAUCCUGGAGAACUGUGAGUUCACGGGCAGCGAGAAUGCCUCUGUGACUGUGGAGGGCUGCCCGAGCCCGGACCGCAGCUGGGCCUGCAGGCACCUGGCCGUGCUGGCCAAGUCCUGCGUGGCACCCACGCCGGAGCCCGGCCCCGUAUUCCGGGGGAAUCCCCGGGGGGAGUCGCCACUGGGGCCGCUGAGCUCCUGCCCAGUCGUCGUGGGGGAAGACCGAAGCAGCUUCCUCUCUGCUGCGGGUGCUCUGGCCAUGUGCGGGUCGGUGCAGGGGGACACGGAACCUGGAGAGAACCUGAGGGCAGUGAAGGAGCAGGAGUGCCCAGCGCCCCACCCCAGCUCCGGCGGCAGCAACUCGGGCAGCAGCGAGGAGGAGGAGGAUGCACAGGCUGCCCCCGGGCUGCCCUGCCAGGCGCUGCAAGGCGGCAGGCUGCAUGCCCUGCAGAGGGACCUUCAGCUCAAGUCUCUGCAGCAGGAGCUGCAGCAGGACAAGGACGCCCAGUCUUUGGCCAACUCCCUGCAAGGCUGCAUCAUCCGACAGUGCCUUUUCAGGGACGGGAAGGGAGGAAUUUUCAUUUAUUCAGGAGGGCAAGCAAAAUUGGAAGGAAAUGUCUUCAAGGAUCUGACCUACGCAGUGCGCUGCAUACAGAACAGUAAGGUCAUCAUGAUGAGGAAUGACAUCCACCACUGCAAAGCAUCAGGGAUAUUCCUGCGCCUGUCAGCAGGAGGCCUGAUUGCAGACAACAACAUCCAUUCAAACUGUGAGGCCGGGGUGGACAUCCGUAAGGGAGCCAACCCCCUUGUCCUGUGCAAUAAGAUACACAGUGGCCUUCGCUCAGGCAUUGUCGUCGUUGGCAACGGAAGAGGCAUCAUCCGUAGCAAUCAGAUCUAUGGGAACAAAGAAGCUGGCAUUUAUAUUCUGUAUAAUGGAAACCCUGCUGUGAGUGGGAACCAUAUUUUCCAGGGACUGGCUGCUGGAAUAGCAGUGAAUGAGAACGGAAGAGGCCAAAUCACAGGGAAUGUCAUCUGCGAGAACCAGUGGGGUGGAGCAGACAUCCGCCAUGGCGGGGACCCCAUCCUGAGGAACAACCUCAUCUCCUGCGGCUACUCAGAUGGUGUGGUGGUGGGUGAGCACGGGAAGGGCCUCAUCGAGGGGAACACCAUCUGUGGCAACAAGGGCUGUGGCGUGUGGAUGAUGUCCUCCAGCCUCCCUCACCUCAUCAACAACCAGAUCAGCCACAACAGCAUCUACGGGGUAGCGGUCUUCAGCCACAAGGACGACACCAGUGACCAUCCCCCUGACCAGGGCAGCAGCGAGAGCUUCCAGGAGGAGAGGGAAGGGGCUGGUGGGGAGAACGACCCUGAGAGCGAGGAGGAGUACCCAGCUGCCCGGCACCCCAUCAGCGUGGCACUGGUGGAGUUGAACAGCAUCAACCACAAUGGAGCUGCCGGGUUGCACGUCAGGAGCAGCGAGGCGCUGAACGUGGUGGCCAACGUGAUCCAUGGGAACGGCGAGGGGGGCGUGUGGGUGCUGCAGAGCAGCCAGCUGACCCGCCUGGCCCACAACAGCAUCUCCAGCAACGGCCGCGGCGGUGUCCUGGUGGGCGCCGAGUGCCGGGUGGAGCUGCGCGGCAACGGCAUCUACCAGAAUAGCAGCCACGGCGUGGUCUGCAGCGGCCAGGGCCUCAUCAUCGAGAACGACAUCGUUGGCAACCGGCGCUGUGGCCUCCAGCUGCUGCCAGCCGCCAGCGUCACGGUGACCAAGAACAGGAUCCAGUCCUUUCGGGACUAUGGCAUUGCUCUCUUUGAUGAAGCCAAAGGCCUGGUGAAGGAAAACCUCAUUUUCCAAGGGAGAUCCAAGAAAUCCAUUUUGCGACCAAUGUCCAGUGCAGGCGAUUGCAUCAUCCAAAACAACGUGCUUCUCACCUUCAGGAAAAGGUCUGACAUGGGGUGCAUGUUGAGCAACCCCCCAGCACGGCCACAGCCUCCAGGAGGAGCCACGGGCACCCGCGCAGCUGCCCCAGGGCAGGGGGUUUCCAGCAUAACCCGCAGGGGGGACAGGGGCUGCCACAACCAUGGCAGCAUCUUCUGCACCAUCCUCUGACCAGAGAGCAGGGUCGAUCUUUUCUCCAGAGCUGCCACCGGGAAGCUCUCACAGCUCAGGGAGGGGGAACCCCCAUUGGACUCAACUCCCUUUUUCGUGAAGGAUUUUGCAGCGUCAGUGUCACCUCACUAAAUAAAAAAUAUCUGGUCA
This is a messenger RNA of Apus apus (common swift), 3066 nucleotides long. It is a transcript of the gene FBXO10, whose product is annotated as F-box protein 10. Lineage: Eukaryota; Metazoa; Chordata; Aves; Apodiformes; Apodidae. Gene Ontology annotation, biological process: regulation of apoptotic process; ubiquitin-dependent protein catabolic process; protein ubiquitination. Gene Ontology annotation, molecular function: protein binding. The record is from RefSeq and is a predicted model, not a curated record. The transcript is spliced from 11 exons. The coding region runs from base 88 to 2916 and encodes 942 amino acids.